This is a messenger RNA of Botrytis byssoidea, 2103 nucleotides long. RefSeq lists its product as uncharacterized. Lineage: Eukaryota; Fungi; Ascomycota; Leotiomycetes; Helotiales; Sclerotiniaceae. The coding region runs from base 1 to 2103 and encodes 700 amino acids. The record is from RefSeq and is a predicted model, not a curated record. The transcript is spliced from 4 exons.
AUGGCUCAUAUUUCCGAGUACUUGGUCGAUGCUACGAGCAGUGUUGGCUUAAAUAACUUAAUAGCUCGCGACAUGGGGGUAUCUUCACCUCAAGACAUUCCUUCGGAAUCCCCAGUUAUGGAAGAGAAAGAAAAACAUAUUUGGCGAAUGCACCAACCUAGUGAAGCACCACGGAAAUACAGUAUAUUUCCUUCUAAAGACAAGCUAUCAAUUGGCUCAGAUCGACAAAGUCCAGAAUCCUCAUUGUCAUUGGCGUUGGGAGAGAAGCACAACGUUCAAAAACCAAAAGAAUUGAACAAACGAAGAAAACCAAGUGUCACCGAAUUAGGACCAAUGACUACUGUACAUGAAGUUUCGAUGGAUUCUCCUACUAUUCCAGGACGACCUCCUCUACACGAAAGAUCUUUCAGUGCUCCAGGUGGUAAAUGGAGACAGCAUACAUAUGGCGAAUCCUUAGUUGCAUGUAUUGAGGGACCAAUUCUAGAUGAGAAUGCAGAGAUUGAAAACGAAAUUCAUGAAUCCAACGUUUUGAAAAGACAACGAUCAAAUUCCAACUGCCGUUCGAAAUCACCCAGACCACUUUCACCAAAAUCUUUGGCUCCUCUAUAUAUUCCAUCCAGAAAUGCUCCAGUGCCACCAAGAAUUCGUACCCAGUCUUCACCAAGUACACUAAGAUCACCAAUGCCACCACAAGUGCCACCAAAGUCCGCUAGAAUGAUGGAGCAAUCUCCAUAUCAUAGAUCUUCUCCUUUUACCCCUUCAUCAUCUGUUAGUGCUUCUACAGCAGCAACAACCCCAAGUUCUCCACGAGAAGGACGUUCUUCUCCAAAACCUUGGAUGUCUACUGGUCGAUCAUCACCAAGACCAUGGAUGAAUCUUCUCUCCGGACGAUCAUCUCCUAAACCGGUCAAAGACGCCUCAUCAAUCAUGCAGCAGAGCGCAAAUUCCAGCUCAAUCACUCUUCCACUUCCAACCCCUCGACGAACCUCCCCCGGUCAUUUCCGCAACCAAUCAGAGACUUUUGUUCAACAGCCAAGAGCCGGAAAUCUGGCUCACGAUGUGCCUCAUCGACGUGGAGGGUCCGAAUCUGGUCCCUCAAUAAUGGAUCGAGGAAGACCUAAGAAGAGAAGUGAUGGAUCACCCAUCAAAGCAUCGGCCCCAAAGCCCUUGCAUUCAAAAAAAACUCCUACCUCCGAGGAGCAAAUGGCUUUCGAACAUUUACCCCAGGGUGUCAAGGCUGCUCAAGCAAGUUCAAAAUUGACUCAAACGGAAAUGGAGACACUUAGAUGUCAGGCUGUUGGCCAAGUUUGUCGCUUUGAGGUUCUCAAUUCAAAAGAUGUGGAAGCUCUUUCAAGAGAACUUCGCGCUCUCGACGAACGAUGUCUCUACCUCCGCAAAACCCACCGUUCCCUCCGUGCCGGUCGUCGCAAUCUCCACGAUCGCAUUUGUACCUAUCUCCGCUCACCCCGCACCGCCAAAUUCUCCCACGAUGCCAUUCUCAAGCAAGAAGAAGCACUCUCGGAACUCGAUUCAUCAAUUGAUGACUGGGUAUCCAAACUCGAUCAAGCUGAGAACAGACGCACACGAGUGCGUCAAAAGUUAUUGGAACAUGUUGCUGCGGCUGUCUGUAUGCCCGUUACUACUCCUUCAGUUAAAAAACAUAAUAAUAGUGUAAAUACCAUUACACCACCACGAAGUCCUAUCAAGGGAAUUAGUCCUGUGCGAGAAAGUCAUCGCACAGUCGACGUUAUGACUCCUCAACCCCACCUUUCCGAAGCAGAACUCAAAGAGAAAAAAGAGGCGAGACGGAAAGCAGUGGAAUCUAUUCGCAUCUAUGCUGACUCGGAUGUUUUUGCUCUGUUGGCCGAUGUGGAAGAUGAGAUUAAUAGAAUGGGUGAUCCUACUUUGUCUUCCUCAUCAGAUGAAUCUCAUGAGAAGCAAGUAACAGCUCAAGCACAGGCCCCACGAAAGGAAAAGGCUCCUGAAGCUUCGCAAGCUGAUUCCCAUUUCUCAUCUUCUGCACCCGUGGCGCCAAUGUCGCCUUUCUUGCUCAGACCAAUGGUUUUCACCAUGCCCGCUGGAAAGCAAGGUGUUAAGGUUUAA